CUCCAGUUUUCCACUGGAAGAGGUUGCCUAUAAUUAGGCACGUUCGUCCCUCAAGGAGUAGGCAUCACUGAUUGUAUUCUUCUAAUCUCUAUGCUGCUCAAGCCUCAGGAGCUCCUUCCCUCGAUAACACCAAUGUGGAAGAGGAAAAUGGUAGGAUUAGGAGAGGGAAGAGGAGGGAUGGGGUUGGUCAAGAUUUUACUCUUUCUUCUGGCAUCCACAUCAAUGGGUUCAAUAAGAACAGAAAGCAGAUCAACAAACACAACUUUUCUCUGCCCAAAAAAUUGUGGGAAUAUCAGCUUCGAGUAUCCUUUCGGCAUCGGCGAUGGUUGUUUUCGGCCGGGCUUUAAUCUUACCUGCAGAAACCAUUCCACCAGCGCUCCCGGGCUUUUCCUGGGUGAUGGCACCAUCGAGGUAACGAGAAUUGACAUGAACCAGGGGUUUGUCUAUAUCAAACCACCAACUGUCGUCAUGGAUGUCGACGAUAAGUUUAAACGCGCCUCACUGAUUGAUCUGGAGAAUUGGCCUUACUCUUUUGAGUUAAUGGAACAGAUGACACGUACUUCUUAUCAAGGAAUAUCUACCGAAGUUUACGUUCUGGGUUGUAGCGCUAUGGCCAAGCAAGUGGAUCGUACCACCAAUAAAACCAUUAGCGCUUGCUUUAGUAUCUGCGCUGCCGGUGUUCCGAGUCAAUAUUCAGAGUGGUCCGACAUUAACAAUGGAUAUUGCACAAUGAAUCUAUGGUCUAAGAAUUCGACUGCCUUAGAGAUUCAGCUAACUCGAAUCGACCAAACCGAGUUACACUUGGUGAAUACCACCAGCAUCAAGGUCAUCAUAUUCAAUGGUGGUGAUCUCGAAGGAGUAUUAAACGGAAGUAGAACGAAUGUGGAGGCCACCUUGGCGUGGUACAUGAAUGAUCACCUCUCAUGCGAAGAGGCCAAGAAUACGGAUACAUACGCUUGCGUCAGUCAAAAUAGUCUUUGUCAUAAUAUCUUUCUUGAUACGGCCUACCUUAAUAAGAGCAGUGGAUAUUUAUGUCGUUGUUCCGCAAGUUAUCAAGGCAAUCCCUAUGUACCUAGUGGCUGUCAAGAUAAAUCUUUGACACCUGCUGCUGCUGCUGCUGCAGACGGCUGUGUUACUAAAUGCGGGAGUAUUGACGUCUUCUUCCCAUUUGGGCUGGAGAAGGGCUGCUACUGGGACGACUCAUUCGCUCUGACAUGCAAUACCACAUCCAAUCCUCCCACUCUCCUUUUCGAAGACCAUUACACAGUGACUAAAAUAUCGCUGGAGGAAGGCCAAUUGGAACUCGAGGAAAAGCACGGUUCCAUCUACAUGGAAAAUAGUAGAACUGGAACUUUCGUCUUUUUUAAAGGGCAGGCCAUCCUUAGUUGGGUGAUCGAGUCGCAGCGUUGCGAGGAUGCUAAGAAGAACAAGACCACCUUCGCAUGCGUCGACCAACAUAGCUCAUGUCUGAACACAACAAUCACUAACGACGAUGACGAGUUGCAGGGAUACCGUUGCAAAUGCCCGCAAGGUUACCAAGGAAAUCCUUACGUGCAUAACGGAUGCACAGAUAAAUCUUUUACACCUGCUGCUGCUGCUGCAAACGACUGUCUUACUAAAUGCGGGAGUAUUGACGUCUUUUUUCCAUUUGGGACGGAGAAGGGCUGUUAUUGGGACGACUCAUUUGCUCUGACGUGCAAUGCCAGAUCCAAGCCUCCCACUCUCCUUUAUCAAGAUGAAUACACAGUGACUAAUAUAUCGCUGGAAGAAGGCAAAUUGGAACUCGAGACAAAAGACUUUUCCUUAGACGCCAUAAAUAGAUCUAAAUCUUUCAUCGUUCUUCAACAGCAGGCCAUCCUUAGUUGGGUGAUCGAGUUGCAGCUUUGCGAGGAUGCUAUGACGAACAUUACCACCUUCGCAUGUGGCCACGCUCACAGCUCAUGUAUCGACACAACAAUUACUAACGACGAUGGCAAGUUUGUGGGAUACCGUUGCAAAUGCUCGGAAGGUUACCAAGGAAAUCCUUACAUGCCUAAUGGAUGCACAGACAUCAAUGAGUGCAGCUCUCCCGAGAAAUAUCUUUGCUAUGGGAUUUGUACUAAUACGGAUGGCGGAUAUACUUGCACUUGCGCGGCGGGCACAAUUGGUGAUCCAAGACGCGCACCCUGCAUUCCUAACAACAAAACGCAUACUCUUCUGUUAGGUGUCAUCAUUGGUGUAAGCAACGGCAUAGGCCUACUACUCUUAUGUUCGACUCUCCUCAUUUUGAGAAGGAAAUGGAAAAAAAGAAAACAAAAGAAAACUAGAGAAAAAUACUUCCAUCAAAACCAUGGUUUACUGUUACAACAGUUAAUCUCAACUAGUGAAGAUUUUAGUGAGAGAACAAAGAUAUUUUCUCUGGAAGAGAUGGAGAAAGCAACUAAUAAUUUUGAUGAGACUCGAGUGCUCGGCCGCGGCGGACAUGGAACGGUUUACAAAGGAAUUUUGUCGGAUCAGCGUGUGGUCGCCAUCAAAAAAUCUAAAAAUGUGAAACAAAGUGAGAUAGACCAGUUCAUCAAUGAGGUUGCAGUUCUUUCUCAGAUUAAUCACAGGAAUAUUGUUAAGCUUUUUGGGUGUUGCUUGGAAACUGAAGUUCCCUUGUUGAUUUAUGAGUUUAUCUCGAAUGGGACUCUUUUAGAUCAUCUCCAUAUUCCAGAAGGUAACUCUAUAUUAUCAUGGGAUGAUCGCCUGAGGAUUGCUGUUGAGGUUGCCGGAGCGCUCGCUUAUUUACACUCGGCUGCUUCAAUUUCGAUAUUUCACAGAGAUGUCAAAUCAUCAAAUGUUCUCUUAGAUGAUCAUUUAACGGCUAAAAUAUCAGAUUUUGGAUCUUCAAGACUUAUUCCACUCGACCAAACUCACUUGAUCACUGGUGUACAAGGCACCUUUGGAUACCUUGACCCGGAGUACUAUCAGACCAGUCAGUUGACAGAGAAGAGCGAUGUUUAUAGCUUCGGAGUCAUUCUUCUAGAACUUUUAACAGGUAAAAAGCCAAUUUUCUCCAUCGAAUAUGAACACAGACUGAAUCUAUCGAUGCAUUUUCUUCAAACGGUGAGAGCGAAUCGCCCCUUUGAUCUUAUAGAUGAUCUUGUUAUGAGAGAAGCGACCGAAGAAGAGCUCAUCGACAUGAUUGGAUUGGUAGAAAUGUGUUUAAGAUUGAAAGGGGUUAAACGGCCUACGAUGAAAGAGGUGGAGGAUAAAUUACAGAACUUGAGAAGGAUCAGACUGAAAAAAACAGGACAUUGUUUGGUUAAAGGUGACGAAGAAACAGAGCAUCCGCUGAGAGACUCGCCUUAUGGCUUCUCUGAAGUCGUCGACCAAGCAAAUCAAGGUACAUCCAGGAAUUAUACCUUAGAGAAAGAAUUUAUGUGGUCGCAUCAUUACCCACGGUGAGUUUGUAUUCGACGUCCAAAUCUUUAUUGGCUGCUUGAAUGAUACUGAAUAAGCUUCCUUCUGCUUGAGGAUCGUAUGUAAUGGUUAUAUGGGUAAUGUUAUGUUUCAAACUUGUUGCUAAAACAGUUUCUGACUCUACUUAUAUUGUAAUGUUCAGAGAACUACCCUUUUAUAUGAUCAAAUCACGUGUAUACAACACGUUUCUUCUCU
Messenger RNA from Musa acuminata AAA Group (dessert banana), 3639 nucleotides. Its product is annotated as wall-associated receptor kinase 2-like. Lineage: Eukaryota; Viridiplantae; Streptophyta; Magnoliopsida; Zingiberales; Musaceae. Gene Ontology annotation, cellular component: plasma membrane. The record is from RefSeq and is a predicted model, not a curated record. Gene Ontology annotation, biological process: cell surface receptor signaling pathway; protein phosphorylation. The coding region runs from base 91 to 3429 and encodes 1112 amino acids. The transcript is spliced from 6 exons. Gene Ontology annotation, molecular function: protein serine/threonine kinase activity; ATP binding; polysaccharide binding.